AUGAAGACGACCUGGAAGGAUAUCCCGCCGGUGCCUACUCAGCAGGAGUUCCUGGACAUUGUUCUGAGCAGGACUCAGCGCAAGCUGCCUACGCAGAUUCGCGCCGGUUUCAAGAUCAGCCGUAUUCGAGCUUUCUACACUCGAAAGGUCAAGUUCACCCAGGAGACCUUCUCCGAGAAGUUUGGCGCCAUCCUCGAGAGUUUCCCUCGUCUUCAGGACAUCCACCCAUUCCACAAGGAUCUUCUCAACACACUCUACGAUGCCGACCACUUCAGAAUCGCCCUCGGUCAGCUGUCAACCGCCAAGCACCUGAUCGAGACCAUCUCCCGCGAUUAUGUCCGUCUUCUCAAGUACGGCCAGUCGCUUUUCCAGUGCAAGCAGCUCAAGAAGGCUGCCCUCGGUCGCAUGGCCACUCUCAUUAAGCGACUCAAGGACCCCCUCAUGUACCUCGACCAGGUCCGCCAGCAUCUCGGUCGUCUGCCCUCGAUCGACCCCAACACCCGAACACUGCUUAUCUGCGGUUACCCCAAUGUUGGAAAGUCUAGUUUCCUCAAGAGCGUUACUCGUGCCGAUGUCGACGUUCAGCCUUAUGCUUUCACCACAAAGAGUCUGUUUGUCGGUCACUUCGACUACAAGUACCUCCGCUUCCAGGCUAUCGAUACCCCCGGUAUUCUAGACCACCCUCUUGAGGAGAUGAACACUAUUGAGAUGCAGAGUAUUACCGCCAUUGCUCAUUUGAGAUCCGCCAUCAUGUACUUUAUGGAUCUUUCUGAGCAGUGUGGUUACACUGUCAGCGCCCAGAUUGCUCUCUUCAAGAGCAUCAAGCCUCUCUUCUCCAACAAGCUCGUCUUCGUUGUCAUUAACAAGAUUGAUGUUACCCGACCUGAGGAUCUCGAGCCCUCACUCCAGGAGGAACUUCAGUCAAUCCUCAAGUCCGGUGAGGUUGAGCUCCUCCAGCUUUCUUGCAACACCCAGGAGGGUGUCCAAGAGGUCAAGAACGCUGCUUGCGAGCGCUUGAUCGCCGAGCGUGUCAACCAGAAGCUCAAGGCUGGUACCAACAACAGCGGCGAGAUUGGUGGCCGUCUGGCUGAUGUCAUGUCUCGUAUCCACGUCGCCACACCCAUGGGUGGUCAGACACUCGAGACAUUCGUUCCCGAGGGUGUCAAGGACCGCAAGAAGUACGACCGGGAGGACCCUGAGCGACGAAGAACCGCUCGUGAUGAGCAGGAUGAGAACGGUGGUGCUGGUGUGUUCAACGUCGACAUGAAGGCCGACUACAUGCUCGAGAACCCCGAGUGGAAGUACGACAAGAUUCCUGAGAUCUACGAUGGAAAGAACGUCUACGACUUUGUCGAUCCCGACAUCGAGGCCAAGCUCCAGGCUCUCGAGGAAGAGGAGGAGAAGCUCGAGGCCGAAGGUUUCUACGAGUCUGAUGAGGAUCUUGAGGACGACGAGGAUGCCGAGGUCAUGCGCAAGGCCGAGCUGAUCCGCGAGAAGCAGCAGCUCAUCCGCAACGAGGCCCGCAUGAAGAAGCGCCUCAAGAACCAGGCCAUCAUCCCCCGCAAGCAAAUGAAGAAGUCUCUCUCCGAGUUCGACGAUGCCCUCGACCAGCUCGGUGUCGAUACCACCGAGAUUACCCAGCGUGCUCGCGAGCAGUCUCGUGGCCGUGGCCGCUCCAGGUCUCGCAUGGGUACCGAGGACCCCGAUGCCAUGGAUGUCGAUGGUGGCCGUACUGCCAAGGAGCGUCUCCGCUCCAUGAGCCGACCUGCCAGCCGUGCUCCCAUCAACCGUCGCGACGAAGGUGUCCCAGACGAGGCUCUCCGAAACAAGGCCGAGCGCAUUGCCAAGCUCAACCAAAAGAAGAGAAACCGCAUGGCCCGACAGGGAGAAGGAGAUCGACACACCACUGCUUCCAUCACCAAGCACUUGGUCGUUGGCAAGCGUGGCAUGGGCAAGACAAACCACAGAUAG
Molecule: messenger RNA, 1971 nt
Organism: Fusarium coffeatum
Lineage: Eukaryota; Fungi; Ascomycota; Sordariomycetes; Hypocreales; Nectriaceae
Exons: 3
Coding region: 1-1971 (656 amino acids)
Biological process (GO): ribosomal large subunit biogenesis
Cellular component (GO): nucleolus
Molecular function (GO): RNA binding; GTPase activity; GTP binding
Source: RefSeq, a predicted model, not a curated record